AUGGAUCCCAUGGAACUGAGCAAUGUCAACAUCGAACCUGAUGAUGAGAGCAUCAGUGGAGAAAGUAUUCAAGAUAGCUACACCGGGAUGGGAAAUUUAGAAAAGGCAGCAAUGAGCAGUCAAUUUACUAAUGAAGAUGCUGAAAGUCAGAAAUUUCUGACAAAUGGAUUUUUGGGGAAAAAGAAGCUGGCAGAUUAUGACGAUGAACAUCAUCCUGGAACCACCUCCUUUGGAAUGUCUUCAUUCAAUCUGAGUAAUGCCAUCAUGGGUAGUGGAAUCCUGGGCCUGUCCUAUGCUAUGGCCAACACAGGGAUCAUCCUUUUUAUAAUCAUGCUGCUUGCUGUGGCAAUCCUAUCUCUCUAUUCAGUUCAUCUUUUAUUAAAGACUGCAAAGGAAGGAGGAUCUUUAAUUUAUGAAAAACUAGGUGAAAAGGCAUUUGGAUGGCCUGGGAAAAUCGGAGCUUUUAUUUCCAUUACAAUGCAGAACAUUGGAGCCAUGUCCAGCUACCUCUUCAUUAUUAAAUACGAACUACCUGAAGUAAUCAGAGCGUUCAUGGGACUUGAAGAAAAUACUGGAGAAUGGUAUGUCAAUGGCAACUACCUCGUCAUAUUUGUGUCAGUUGGAAUCAUUCUUCCACUUUCUCUUCUUAAAAAUUUAGGUUACCUUGGUUAUACCAGCGGAUUUUCUCUUACCUGCAUGGUGUUUUUUGUCAGUGUGGUGAUUUACAAGAAAUUCCAAAUACCCUGCCCUCUGCCUGUUCUGGAUCACAAUGUUGGGAAUCUGACAUUCAACAAUACAGUUCCAAUGCAUGUGAUGAUGUCACCCAACAACUCCGAGAGUAGUGGUGUAAACUUCAUGAUGGAUUACACCCACCAGAAUCCUGCAGGGCUGGAUGACAACCAGGCCAAGGGCUCGAUUCAUGGCAGUGGAGUAGAGUAUGAAGCACACAGUGAUGACAAGUGUCAGCCCAAAUACUUUGUAUUCAACUCCCGGACGGCCUAUGCAAUUCCCAUCCUAGCAUUUGCUUUUGUAUGCCACCCUGAGGUCCUUCCCAUCUACAGUGAACUUAAAGAUCGGUCCCGGAGGAAGAUGCAAACAGUGUCAAAUGUUUCCAUCACAGGGAUGCUCGUCAUGUACCUGCUUGCUGCCCUCUUUGGUUACCUAACCUUUUAUGGAGAAGUUGAAGAUGAAUUGCUUCACGCUUACAGCAAAGUGUACACAUUUGACACCCCUCUCCUCAUGGUACGCCUGGCCGUCCUGGUGGCAGUAACACUAACUGUGCCCAUAGUGCUGUUCCCUAUUCGUACAUCAGUGACCACACUGUUAUUUCCCAAAAGACCCUUCAGCUGGAUAAGACAUUUCCUGAUUGCAGCCAUACUUAUUGCACUGGAUAAUGUUUUGGUCAUCCUGGUGCCAACUAUAAAAUACAUCUUUGGAUUCAUAGGGGCUUCUUCUGCCACUAUGCUGAUUUUCAUUCUUCCAGCAGUUUUUUAUCUUAAACUUGUCAAGAAAGAACCUCUAAGGUCACCCCAAAAGGUCGGGGCUUUAAUUUUCCUUGUGGUUGGAAUCAUCUUUAUGAUUGGAAGCAUGGCACUCAUUAUAAUUGACUGGAUUUACAAUCCCCCAAAUUCCAAGCAUCACUAA
This is a messenger RNA of Eubalaena glacialis (North Atlantic right whale), 1644 nucleotides long. RefSeq names its product solute carrier family 38 member 4 (gene SLC38A4). Gene Ontology annotation, molecular function: amino acid transmembrane transporter activity. The record is from RefSeq and is a predicted model, not a curated record. Lineage: Eukaryota; Metazoa; Chordata; Mammalia; Artiodactyla; Balaenidae. Gene Ontology annotation, biological process: amino acid transmembrane transport. Bases 1 to 1644 code for a protein of 547 amino acids. The transcript has 15 exons.